AGGAUGGUGUGGCCAGUGAAGGUGAUGUGUGGAAAGAAAGGGAACAUGAGGAGAGAGGGCAUCCAUCAAUGUAAUCUGGAAAUUCCCGUUUUCUACUGCAGCAGGUUUCUAUGGUUUUGAUAGAAGAACAAAGGACUGCAGAUGCUGGAAUCUAGAUGAAAAACACUAUGAUGCUGGAGGAACUCAGCAGGCCAGGCAACAUCCGUGGAGAAAAGCAGGCGGUCAACCUUUCGGGCAGGACUUCAUUCAAGUUGCGUUCUGAAGUUGAUACUGUGCUGAUGUAUGAUGGUUGAGCGGAAGCUCUUGGUGUUGUUUGGUAGCCAGACCGGCACAGCGCAGGAUGUGGCCGAGCGGAUUGGCAGAGAAGGAGUGCGGCGCCAUUUUGUGUGUAGGGUGUUGCCUUUGGAUAGUUACACAAUAGCUGACCUGAUCCAGGAGCCUCUGGUGGUGAUCGUGUGUUCCACCACAGGCCAGGGUGAACCUCCAGACAAUAUGAAGAAAUUCUGGCGGUUUAUCUUCCGACGGAAUCUUCCUGCUGCCUCUCUCUCCAUGGUGAAUAUUGCUGUCCUUGGUCUUGGAGAUUCUUCCUACCCCAAGUUCAACUUUAUUGCCAAGAAGCUGAGUAAGCGUUUGAUGCAAUUAGGAGCCAACAAACUGCUGCCAGUGGGAUUGGGUGAUGACCAACAUGAUCUGGGACCAGACGCUGUCAUUGAUCCAUGGUUAAAAGAAUUCUGGGAUCAUGCUUUAAGAAUCUAUCCUCUCCCGCCAGGGUUAACUGUGCUUGGUGAUGAUGUCAUAUUACCAUCAAAGUACCGCUUCCAAUUCGAGGAGGAUGCCACCAAUGGUUUAGCAGUGGGACCACUUAACACAAACCGAGAAAUUCCAGGCCCACCCUCACAGCUCCACCCAUUCCCCGCUCGGAUGAUCGCCAAUGAAAGGGUCACAGACGAAAACCACUUCCAGGAUGUGCGACUCAUCACCUUCGAUAUCACUGACUCUGGCAUUGACUGCAGGUACUCAGCAGGGGACGUAGCGAUGAUUCAACCUCGAAACUCACCAGACAGUGUGGAGCAGUUCUGUCAACUCUUUCGUCUUGAUCCACAUAAAAGUUUUAUCCUGAAGCCCAAUGAUUCAGCAACACCACUUCCUGCUCGACUGCCACAACCCUGCACAGUUCAAUACCUGGUUGAGCGAUACCUGGAUAUUAACUGUGUGCCUCGGCGCUCCUUCUUCGAGCUUCUGUCGUACUUCUCUCCCGACGAGUUAGAGCAGGAGAAGUUGAAGGAAUUCAGCUCGGCCGAGGGUCAAGAAGAGUUGUACAGCUACUGCAACAGACUUCGCAGGACCUCCUUGGAGGUUCUAUUCGAUUUCUCACAGACCACAGUUGCUGUUCCAGCCAAUUACCUCUUUGACCUCAUCCCUGAAAUGCGACCUCGGGCUUUUUCCAUCGCUUCUUCCCAGUCGGCUCAUCCCAGACAGAUACAGAUUCUGAUGGCAGUCGUUCAGUACAAAACCAAGUUGAAGAAGCCUAGGUGUGGCGUGUGUUCCAGUUGGUUGGCAUCCCAGAACCCACAGCAGGGUGAUGUGUAUGUGCCAUUGUGGGUGAAGAAGGGGAUGUUGCAGUUUCCCACAGACACUGCAACGCCCAUUAUCAUGGUUGGACCAGGCACAGGCGUGGCACCAUUCCGAGCAGCAGUACAAGAACGUGUUGCAAAGGGGAGAACAGGCAACUACCUGUUUUUUGGCUGCCGAGGGAAGUCAAAGGAUUUCUUCUGUCAAGCCGAGUGGGAGGAUCUGCACCAGAAAGGCUUGCUGACCCUCUUCACUGCUUUCUCCCAGGAUCAGGAUCACAAAAUAUACGUCCAACAUCGGAUAAAGGAGAAUGGAGCUGUGGUUUGGGACUUGAUUCAGAACAAAAAGGCAUACUUCUACAUCGCAGGCAACGCCAAGAUGAUGCCAGCACAGGUCACCGAUGCCUUGAAGUCAGUUUUCCAGUCAGAGGGAGGACUUUCCGAUGCCGACUCUGAGCACCUUCUUGUGGAAUUGGAACGAUGCAAAAGAUUCCAGACGGAGACCUGGUCUUGAAGUUACAUAUCUGGGCUCGGAGCCCACACCACAGUACGUGCCUUCUGGAAUGAGGCGUCAGUGAGCGCCAUCUGAUCACGGGGCACUUGACUCUGGAGCACGAUCCUGCUCCUCUUACUCAGUCACUGCUGAAGCGAAAGAGAUUGUAUGUUGUAAUAUAAUUUAUCAAACAAAACAUUGCCCCAUGAGAUCACUGGUCACCCAGAAUUAACUGUGACCACACUGAAUGUGACAAUUUAAUGGAAUAAAAUGGAUAAAAGCA
Molecule: messenger RNA, 2347 nt
Organism: Pristis pectinata (smalltooth sawfish)
Lineage: Eukaryota; Metazoa; Chordata; Chondrichthyes; Rhinopristiformes; Pristidae
Gene: ndor1
Product: NADPH dependent diflavin oxidoreductase 1
Exons: 17
Coding region: 283-2085 (600 amino acids)
Cellular component (GO): cytosol
Molecular function (GO): FMN binding; NADPH-hemoprotein reductase activity; flavin adenine dinucleotide binding
Source: RefSeq, a predicted model, not a curated record